This is a messenger RNA of Nerophis lumbriciformis (worm pipefish), 1959 nucleotides long. Lineage: Eukaryota; Metazoa; Chordata; Actinopteri; Syngnathiformes; Syngnathidae. The record is from RefSeq and is a predicted model, not a curated record.
AUGCCACAAGCAUGCGCAACAAUCUUGUCCAGUGCAGCACGAAAUGGAGCAGUUCCAGGUGAGCCAGUGAAGAAGGAUGAAAAUUCUCGGAGAGGGAACUGGGGAAACCAAAUUGAGUUUGUCCUCACGAGUGUUGGCUAUGCUGUGGGCCUGGGUAAUGUUUGGAGGUUUCCAUACCUCUGCUACAGAAAUGGAGGAGGUGCCUUCAUGCUACCGUACUUUAUCAUGUUGGUGUUCUGUGGCAUUCCACUCUUCUUCCUUGAGUUGUCCUUCGGGCAGUUUGCCAGCCAGGGAUGUCUGGGUGUCUGGAAGAUUAGUCCAAUGUUCAAAGGUGUGGGCUAUGGCAUGAUGGUGGUGUCCACCUACAUCGGAAUCUAUUACAAUGUGGUUAUUUGCAUUGCCUUCUACUAUUUUUUUACAUCUAUGACAAAUUUAUUGCCAUGGACGUACUGCGACAACCCCUGGAAUACACCUGAUUGCAGUGGAGUUGUGUCUCAAAGCAACAACAGCAUGGCUAAUGCCACCCGCAGCAUGGUGGAUGGUGUCAAUGAGUUUGUGAACCGGACCAAAAGAACCAGCCCCAGUGAGGAAUACUGGAAACAUUAUGUAUUAAAUAUUUCUGAUGACAUUGGGAACUUCGGAGAAGUGCGCCUACCCAUCCUGGGAUGUCUGGCUGUAUCCUGGGUAGUCGUCUUCCUCUGCCUCAUCAGGGGUGUCAAAUCCUCUGGAAAGGUGGUUUACUUUACAGCCACAUUUCCAUAUGUUGUAUUGACCAUCCUGUUCAUCCGUGGGAUUACACUGGAUGGUGCCAUCAAUGGCAUCAUGUAUUACUUGACUCCUCAAUGGCAGAAGGUCCUCGAUGCAAAGGUGUGGGGGGAUGCUGCUUCACAGAUUUUCUACUCGCUGGGAUGUGCUUGGGGUGGUCUUAUCACUAUGGCUUCCUAUAACAAAUUCCACAACAAUUGUUUCAGAGACAGUAUCAUCAUCAGCAUAACCAACUGUGCAACCAGUGUCUAUGCUGGCUUUGUAAUUUUCUCCAUCCUGGGCUUCAUGGCACACCACCUCAACGUGCCUGUGUCAGAGGUAGCAGACCAUGGCCCAGGACUGGCAUUUGUAGCAUACCCGGAAGCCCUGACUCUGCUUCCCAUUUCUCCACUGUGGUCACUGCUCUUCUUCUUCAUGUUAAUCCUUCUAGGACUGGGAACUCAGUUCUGUUUGUUGGAGACGCUGGUGACAGCCAUUGUUGAUGAGAUAGGCACUGACUGGAUCAUCAGGAAUAAAACUGUAGUUACACUGUGUGUGGCUAUUGCUGGAUUCCUCCUAGGAGUUCCACUAACAACCCAGGCAGGAAUCUACUGGUUGCUACUGAUGGAUAACUAUGCUGCAAGUUUCUCUCUGGUUAUCAUCUCCUGCAUCAUGUGUGUCUGUGUCAUGUAUAUUUAUGGUCACAAUAACUACUUUAAAGAUGUUGAGAUGAUGUUAGGGUUCCCACCACCUCUCUUCUUCAAAGUCUGCUGGAGGUUCAUCUCCCCUGUCAUUAUCUCUUUCAUCCUGAUCUUCACAGUUAUCCAGUACAAGCCUAUCACCUAUAAUGACUAUGUGUAUCCUGGUUGGUCUCUGGCUAUUGGCUUCUCAAUGGCACUGUCCUCCGUGAUCUGCAUUCCCAUAUAUGCCCUCUACAAGAUCUCAAGGUCCCCCGGAGCCACCUUCAGAGAGCGGUUGAAGCAUGCCUGUCAGGCGCAUCCCAAGUGGGGCCCGGCUCUAAGAGAGCACCGCACAGGCCGUUACGCCCCCACAGCAUCUGAAGACAGUGCAGAGGCUCGUCCAUUCAAGGAAAAGGAAGAGCUCAAAGAAGAGCUGAGGGAGGAGGAGAAUGAGAGGAAGGGUGACAUCAGCCUCACCAUCCAGGGAAGCAAUGGCUCCACCAACACACACAACAACCCAAAUCCAAGUGCAUAG